AUGUCCACCACGCCCAAGCUCCAGCAAGUCAAGCCCUCCGAGGGCCGCGACGCCGUCUUUCGAGCCCUGCGCGAGGAUGGGGCCGUUAUCAUUAAGGGUCUCUUCACAAAAGACCAGGUUCGCCGGCUCAACCAUGAGGUCCAACCUGCCAUGGACAACAUCGGUUUGGGCUCCAAGCAGUCCGAGGAAUGGCUCAAGGACUUCCACGGCGACAAGACAAAGCGGCUGAACGGCGUGGUCGCGCUCAGUGAGACGUUUCGGCACGAGAUCCUCGAGAACGACCUGAUCCACCAACUGUGUGAGGAGAUUUAUCUCAAAGAUGCGGGCGGGUACUGGAUGAACUCGGCGCAGGUCAUCGACAUCGGCCCGGGGAGCAAGGCGCAGCCGCUGCACCGGGACCAGUGGCAGUUCCCGAUCUUUACGCACUGCGGCCCCGACGCGCCCCAGGCGAGCGUCAACUUCGUCGUGGCCUUGACCGAGUUCACCGACGAGAACGGCGCGACCAGAGUGAUCCCCGGAAGCCACAGGUGGGAUGACCUCCAGCAAAACGGAACGCCCGAAGACACUAUUCCCGCCGAGAUGGAGGUGGGCGACGCCUGUUUCAUCACCGGCAAGGUCGUGCACGGCGGCGGCGCCAACCGCACCAAGGACGUUACGAGGAGGGCUAUCACUCUGGUGUUCCAGUGCUCCUAUCUCACGCCGGAAGAGGCGUAUCCAUUUAUCGUCUCCAAGGAGAUUGCGAAGACGCUCAGUCCACGGGGCCAGCGUAUGAUCGGGUUCCGAUCCCAGUUCCUAAAGGACAGCCCCGGCGUGUGGAAGCGUGACUACGGGGAGGUGGAUGAGGCGUAUUGUUAA
Chaetomium fimeti is the source of this 855-nucleotide messenger RNA. RefSeq lists its product as uncharacterized. The record is from RefSeq and is a predicted model, not a curated record. The coding region runs from base 1 to 855 and encodes 284 amino acids. The transcript has a single exon. NCBI's taxonomy places the organism in Eukaryota, Fungi, Ascomycota, Sordariomycetes, Sordariales, Chaetomiaceae.